CCGAUGAUGCAGCCGCCGCGCCUGGCCCGCCCCAAGGCGGGCGGCGACGCGGACGCGGGCGCGAGGCGCGCCUCGUCGAGGCGCGCCGCCGCCCCCGCCGCCGGAGCCGCCGCCACCCCGUCCGCAAGCAGGUCGACGCGUGCGCGCACGGCCGCGACUCCGGGCGGCGCGUGCGCCACCCCGUCGGUGGGGGCGGGCUGCUCGACGUCGCGCAGCUCGACGGCGGGCAUGAUGACGCCGCGGAUGCACGAGACCCCCCGCUUCGUCCGCAACGGUGAGGUGAUGCUCUCUGCCAACGGCUCGCCGAUCAACCUGCUCAACACCGUCAAAGCAAAGGCGGGCAAGCGAGGUCGAUCCGCCGCCGUCGUGCUCGAGCUCGCCGACGGCUCCGAGCUCGACCUGGCCGAGGCGACGACGCGCAAGGACCUGUCGCUCAACGCCGAGGCGCGCGAGGAGGCGGUGGGGCAGCUGCUCGAGCUGCAGGCGCAGAUCGAGGCGCACCUCAAGGCGAUGAAGUACGGGUGCCCCCUCGACGACUCCAAGGACGAGUGAGCGGCCGACGGGGCGCGCGCCUCGCUGCGAGCGGGGAGGGGCCGGGGAGAUGUCUCCUGGCGCCGAUGCCGGCAUAUCGCGACGAGAGGGAGGCUUGGACCAAGUGAUUGCGGGGAGCGUAAUGUGAUGUGGACUGCUGCCCGCGCGCCACGCUCAGUGGACCCGACACGGGGCGCCGGCCACUGUCUUUAACUUUACGUUUUGUCCCGGCGGGGGGGGCGGGCUGCGUCGGCUGCGAGACCCCUCGAGUGACCUGCGUGGAGCGACGAGCAUGCACCGCCGGACACCCCCCCUCUCUUGAGUAAAGAGGUGGCGUUCGUGGUCGCGUGGACAUGUAUCAAAAUUGUGCAGCUAUAG
Molecule: messenger RNA, 909 nt
Organism: Emiliania huxleyi CCMP1516
Lineage: Eukaryota; Haptophyta; Isochrysidales; Noelaerhabdaceae
Exons: 3
Coding region: 4-552 (182 amino acids)
Source: RefSeq, a predicted model, not a curated record